AUGGAGAACACUGCGGAGAAACCAAGCGGCAACAAGGCCACCAUCGUCAAGAACACGGCUCAACUCUCCAAGAUCCCACGUCAAAUCAUCACUCAGCAAGCGUCGUCAGCCAGUCACUUAGUCAUCCACUCAGUCAGCCACUCAGCUAGCCACUCAGUCUGA
Messenger RNA from Letharia columbiana, 162 nucleotides. RefSeq lists its product as uncharacterized. The coding region runs from base 1 to 162 and encodes 53 amino acids. Lineage: Eukaryota; Fungi; Ascomycota; Lecanoromycetes; Lecanorales; Parmeliaceae. The record is from RefSeq and is a predicted model, not a curated record. The transcript has a single exon.